AUGGACCUUGCGCUGAUCAUGAUCGGGGUUUUGGCGCUGGAGAUCGUUCCUCGAGUCGCGGGCCCGGGAGUGGAGGCCGAAAGCUUCUACUCGGUGCUGGUGGUGCGAGGCUUUCGUUUGUUCAGGUUAGUGAGAGCACUUCGCAUGCUCCGGCACUUCAAGCUGAUUUGGAGACUGGUUUAUGGUAUGUUGGCUGCCGGACAGACCAUCAUCUCGACAACAGCGCUGAUCGCGAUUUUCUUAUUUAUUUUCUCAUGUGUUGCGGUGGAGCUCAUCUCAAAAGACAGGAACCUGACGGAGCUGGAGCCGACCAGAGACAUCGUGAGAGACUAUUUCUCUGGCCUGAAUAAGACAUUCUUGACACUGAUACAGUUUGUGACCCUAGAUUCCAUCGCAGAAGUCUACUAUCCGCUCAUCAUGAACAAGCCUUGGCUCACUUUCUACUUCAUGCCGCUCUUGAUCUUCCUUUCAGUGGGCCUGAUGAACCUGGUGACUGCUGCCUUGGUCGAAAAUGCGAUGGAAACGGCGGCUCACGAAGCGGAAGAAGAGCGUCAGAAGCUGAAGAAAAGGGUGCAGAGCGCACUGCCAUCCCUGAUCGAGAUUUUUCAUGAGCUGGACAAAGAUCGGAGCGGCCUGCUGACACGCGAAGAGGUGGAGAACGUGCCGUUAAGCGUAUUGCCUCCCCGGGUCUUGGACACGAUCUAUGCAGACAGCAUGGCCGACAUCUUUGAUUACUUGGAUGUGGAUGGCACGAAAGAACUCACGCAGAUCGAAUUCGUUGAGGGCUUGCUGAACCUGUGCCUGAUGGAUACACCCAUCUCGACGCUCCAGUCCCUCAAACUCUUGCAGCUGAUUCGUUCGGUCGUGGGCCAGGUGGAAACUGAGAUGUCCACUCUCAGGCGAGAGAUGCAAAAGCUGCGGACCUUCAUGACCACGGUCAGCAUGUGA
Molecule: messenger RNA, 948 nt
Organism: Symbiodinium necroappetens
Lineage: Eukaryota; Dinophyceae; Suessiales; Symbiodiniaceae
Source: the annotation of a GenBank genome assembly